Messenger RNA from Drosophila eugracilis, 990 nucleotides. RefSeq names its product distal membrane-arm assembly complex protein 2. The record is from RefSeq and is a predicted model, not a curated record. The transcript has a single exon. The coding region runs from base 62 to 919 and encodes 285 amino acids. NCBI's taxonomy places the organism in Eukaryota, Metazoa, Arthropoda, Insecta, Diptera, Drosophilidae.
AUGUGCACAUCUCUAAUCCGGUUGAAAUCGAACAUUUAUUUACUAAAAUCAUACCAUAAGCAUGUUGCAGCGCCUGUCGCGUGGAUUUUCCUCCUUAAGGCGAUGUGGCGGCCGGAUGGCUUCUACCAUGCCCACCAAUCAGGAACUGGCAGGCGAGGAGACAGAGGUCAGUGCGAGGGUGAAGAGGAUUCGCGCGGAAUUGGCCGCUGACAAGCAGAAACUAAAGUGGCGGACUCCCAUCGGCGACCGACCGGAGGAUUGGAACAGCAAACUAAAACUGUUCUCCGAUGCAGAACAGACCUCUGAUUUCAUCGUGAUGAUGCAGAAGCCCAUUGAUUUUAGUCCCAAAAAUAUAAGGAGAUGGUGGGAUAAUCGAGAAGAGCGAAUCGAACGCCACAUGCAACAAUUUAUCCCGGAAAGACAUAAGAUUCUGGGUGCCGAAUUGGCUGCCGCACAUUUCAUCCUCUAUCGCGGUGGUGCCGCCAAAUUUAUCAACGAUUCCCGAUGGCAUCGGGCCACAGAGGAUGGUGAAUUCAACCUGCCUAAUAAGUUCGAUCCUGGAUAUAAGGUGGAGGCCUUAAGGUGUGAUAAUAUGGUCCUCUACUACGAGGGAUUGGAGAAUCUGCGCUGCCUGGAUUCUCUGAAGUUUUUGUCCUUUCACAAUGUUAAAACCUUUGAUGACUGGUGCCUGGACAGAAUAUCGGGAGGUGGUUUUCCUCAUCUGGAGGUGUUGGACCUCUCAGGUACCCAAAUCACCACCAAUGGACUGGCAUGUCUGUAUCGCCUACCGCAGCUUAAAUUACUUAUCCUGGAUGAUCCCAAGAAGACUCUGGAACUGGAACUGGCUACGUCCAUGUUGGAGGAGUCUAUGCCCACGCUGAAAAUUGUAGGAGCCGAUGUUAUUCACAGCCAAGGCUAAAUUUGUUAAUGUGUAAAUACCAAAUUUAUAGGAUUAUAAAUUAAAUUAUACAAAAAUAUUACAAGUUAAAA